AUGGGAAACCUGUUAUGCUGUGUAAAAGUUGACCAGUCCACUGUGGCUAUUAAGGAAAGAUUCGGAAAGUUCGAUGAUGUUCUCCAGCCAGGUUGCCACUGCCUACCCUGGUUUCUCGGCAGCCAGAUCGCUGGUCGCCUCACUCUCCGGUUGCAGCAGCUGGAUGUGAAAUGCGAGACAAAAACUAAGGUUGGUCUCCUCUUCCUACGUUCAUACGGGAUAUACUACACGAAUACCCCUCCAGAAUUCUCUCCAGCGAACCUCCACCCAUUCCUUGCAUCCAGUUAAGAUCACCAAUAUGAUCCCUGGGAAGAUCAGCUCCUCCACAUUUUUCAGCCCAAGAUGAGAAAUAUCAACCCCUCUUUCUACGUUGACAAGGGAUAGAUUAGACGGUUAGUUAUCAGUAUUCUCCUGGAAUCAUGCAUCCACAUCUAAUCGGCAGUCGUGAAGGUCCAUGUGAUCUCUGGGAAGAUCAAAACCCUCGGACUUUGUUCGUCCAUGAUGGGCAGUCGUUGAUGGCGGAGUUGUUGCAGGACAAUGUGUUCGUCAAUGUGGUCGCGUCCAUACAAUACCGCGCUCUGAGUGAGAAGGCAGGAGACGCGUUCUACAAAUUGAGCAACACGAGAAACCAAAUCCAAGCUUAUGUUUUUGACGGUGAGUGCUCUUUGAGUAGAUCCUUCAACAGUUGAUUACCAGGUAGACAUGACUACAUUUCCGUGUGGGUGAUGGGCGAGAAAAAAACUUGUCCGUUUUCUUCUCCUGCCAGUUAUCAGGGCAAGCGUUCCGAAGCUUAAUCUGGACGACGCAUUCGAGCAGAAGAACGACAUUGCCAGGGCCGUGGAGGAUGAACUGGAGAAGGCCAUGUCGAACUACGGGUUUGAGAUUGUGCAGACGCUCAUCGUCGAUAUAGAGCCAGAUGGGCGCGUGAAGCAAGCCAUGAACGAAAUCAAUGCUGGUAGUGUGCUCCUCCCCAUCCGGUGUUGAAUUUAACCCACUGAAUGCUUUUAAUUUAUAAAAAACUAUCGGGGGGAUCGUUACAUUAUUGAUCAGAUGUUGUUGUUCUAAAAUAUAUGAUGAAAUUAAAAAAUAUCUACAGUAUAUCUGACUUAUUUGUUGUUUCGACAUGAGAUUCUUAGUGUAUUUCCUUAGUCUUUUUUUUUUGAGAUCAUCCAAAUUUGGGUAUCAUUCUUAGUGUAGGGAAAGGUUAUCAACUUUUUUAAAAUUGUAUGAUAUUUAUCUCGAUUAUUUAUCCAGCAUUACCUUAUCGAUUGAUGAAAAUCGGAAUCGAAACGUUUUCAUCGGCAAACAUUGAACAUUAAUCUAAUGAGAAACGUUAUAAAUACUUUAUUUUCAAACUCCCCCUCUCCUCUUCCUCGCUCAGCUCUUAGGCUCAGGAUGGCUGCAAGCGAGAAGGCAGAGGCGGAGAAGAUCCUACAGAUUAAACGGGCGGAGGGGGAGGCCGAGUCCAAGUACCUAGCCGGACUUGGAAUCGCUCGCCAGCGCCAGGCGAUCGUCGACGGGCUUAGAGACAGCGUCCUCGGAUUCUCUGUCAAUGUGCCGGGGACGACGGCCAAGGACGUGAUGGACAUGGUCUUGGUCACCCAGUACUUCGACACCAUGAAGGAGAUCGGCGCCGCUUCCAAGUCCUCCGCCGUAUUCAUCCCCCACGGUCCCGGGGCCGUCCACGACGUCGCUACCCAGAUCCGCAACGGUCUCCUCCAAGCUUCUGUGAAUCAGUAG
Molecule: messenger RNA, 1740 nt
Organism: Spirodela intermedia
Lineage: Eukaryota; Viridiplantae; Streptophyta; Magnoliopsida; Alismatales; Araceae
Source: the annotation of a GenBank genome assembly